UUAUUGAAUUCGUCGGUGAAAAUAAAAAUUAAAGCAUGGACGGUCCUACCAGGGUCCAAAGCUGUCAGAAGAAUCCUAGAGGAGCAGUGAAAAAGAAUUUGGGUGAACCUUCCUUCUCUCCAAUGACGCCGUUUCUGCAAAGUCAAAAACCGCUGUGCGCCGUCUCCGCAGAAGAGUCGGCCAAAGAGGACGAAAAUUUCAACGAGGUCACGUUUCUCUGUUUUGCCAACGACUCAGCUGUGGCACCCAAGGAAUUGGCAACCGUCUCUGUAGGCCUUCCAGAUGUUCUGACAUCAGCCCAGUGGUGCAGUUUGCACGACCAGGAAGCUCUUCUGCUAAAGGAUGUGUGCAAACCGGCAGAGACGAGUCACGACUUCCGACAAAAGCGGAAUUGCGCUUCGCGAGUCCUGUGCGUGAUGAGAUUGUCUUCUUCGUUUCCGAGACUCAGAGCGGACGCUGUAGUCGCUCUGCUGAGUAAGUACACAGCCGCCAUCCGAUGCACGGAGGAAAGGCACGCCUUGCCGAAACCGGCGCCGGACUCCGUCCACACCGAGAACGAUGACACCAAUCAAUCCGUGUCCUCCAUUGAAGACGACUUUGUCACGGCUUUAGAGCACUUAGAGGAAGAGGAGCCGGCAAAGGCCGUCCAUACUGGUGAGUCGCCCCCCCGGAGUAUUGUGCCUUCUUCAGCUCCAGAGUCUUCUCCAAAGACCAGCUUUGCCCAUCAUCUCAAAUCUAAUGAUCAGAAGUCCUUCAUCAGUUCUCUGUAUCGGAGGCCAUCGGUCAAGUCCUCCAUCUCCUUGGUGAACAUCUUAGAACUUGAAGAACUGUCAUCUUCCGUAAGAAAUCCGGUCUCCGCUUCUCUUUCUGAUCCUUGGAUACAGAGAAGUUUUUUCAGGUCCCAUGGUUCUUCGGAUCGCAGUGUUAAUUUUUUGCACAAAACCUUGUUCUCCUCCUCCCCUGCCGACUCGUCCGAGUCAGACUGCUCUAGUCCAAGCCCUGUCAUCUUCUUGGAUGAAGAAGGGUAUCAAAAAAGUUUGAAGGCAAAGCUUCAACUCCCCAAAAUCCCAGUAGGGAAAGACGGGGUAGAAGAUUCUGACUCUGAAGUCAGCGAGUUUUUUGAUAGUUUUGACCAGUUUGAUGAACGUGAACAAACUUUGGAAGACGGUCCUAAAGGUUCUCGAGAUCCCACCGCCGCAAGUCAUACCUCACAGAAAAGCAUUGUUUCGUGUAAGAAGCCCUGCUCCACAACGUCAAUGAAUCCCCAAAAGUUCAAGUGUGAUCGUCCCGUUCUCCCAGCCAACGUAAGGAAGCCAACUCCACGCAAACCGGAAUACCACAAUCUGCUGGAUGUCCCAGAUUCUCCCCGCCUGAUCAAAAAUCCAGCUGACGACCACACGGCCUUGUUCAGCCCAAUCAGAUCUUCUGCUUUCAGUCCGUUAGGCACUUGCUUUCCCACAGAGUGCCUUUGUCGAAUCAAUCGCGAUUCCUUUAGCCAAAACCACAACCUUGUCUAUCACACCUACUCGGAUUUUGCAAAUAAUAUUUCCUUUGAAAUUCUGGGUUCUGUGUGUAAUGCUAGACCACCCUCCUUGUGUAGAUGCACACAGGAGAUGAUCAGCCAGGGUAGGAUUGUCUCGGAAGAAGAGAAAGACCGAACGGCCAAAACUCAAAGAGAAAUAUCUAGAAAAGGACUUCAUAAGAAAGAUAAAUCCAAACACAAGUCUGGGGUGAUUAAAGACCACAUCCAGAAAUUUGCUUCAGAGCUGGUGGAAACGAGUUUCGGAAGUGCGUUUAAAGACCUUCAGAAGGGCGUUUCUUCAUGUACCAACGCAUUGUGUCACUUGGCUGCUAAGUUGACUUCUUCGGUCUUCCAGAUGGCCUUCUACGAGAUUGGGAGGCAGCAGGCUCUUUUACUGAAAAAGAAAGCCCUAAAUGGCUUAGCGGGGUUUUUGGUGAGCCAAGCCGUCACAGGAGCUUUGAAAGAACUAUACUCCGUAAAGCAACAAAUGUUUACGAACACCGUUACCAAAUUUGCAGCGAACCUGGCCGAGGAGCUGAUAUUUGAGGGGAUAAUGGAAGUUUGUCAGUUUUCACAUCCAGCGACGCCCACGGCAUCUCAUCAGGGCUCCUUCCAGUAUGACAAUACCGUCGUAUGGUCCUAUGCCAAAGACUUGUCUGAAUCCGUCAUCCAGGAUGCUUUUAUCGAGUUAUCACAGGUCGAUGUGAGCUUUACACCGCAAGCUGCAAUCAGCGUUUCCGUGGACAACGUACAAUAUGUCAGCACAGAAAGAGUGGUAGAGUUAACCCCGACAUCCAAUGGAUCUUCUGAGCUUUGUGAGAAAGUGCCGGUGGCCUUGAACCCUGCUUGGGAAUUCAGGAAGGAACACACUAUUAGUAGAGCCUUGUUCUACACAUCUGGCAUUGCAAGUUCAAUUCCGGUGCCCUUAGCCGGAAGCAUCCUUUCUCAGCACCAGAUUUUAUGGAACGAAGCCAAAGCCAAGAAUCAAUCGGCGUCCGGGAACAUGCUCUCCUUCUACAAAGGGCCCACAGAAACGUGUUGUGUCACCCGAAAGAAUCAAAGUGAAGUAUCCUCACUUAGAAAUGUCUACCUGACCACUGGUUUCACACCGGAGAACGAAUGCAAGCCACCCGACCAGCCUGAGGCCAACAAACUUGCUGAAAUAUCGAGCAUCAAUAACUUUUCAGGAACGAUGGUCGAUAUGAUCGUGUCAGAAGCCUACGAAGCCGUCACUUCUUCCAGGGUUUCUAAAUCAACAGAGCAGUACACCGGCGUGCUGCAAAUGAAGAAUGCUCCCUAUUUGCAGUGCAUUGGGAAAGACUCCUGCAAGAAUAUGUUUGCUAACUAUUUGACCAAACGGAUCAUAAAACAGUCUGUCGACGAGACGAAAUCGGCAUGUUCGGCUACCGGCGAAAAAUUAGCCUACUGCGUUGGGCUGGGAACCAAUGCAAGAAGCCGUAAGAAGGAAUCGCAGAGCGUAGCGAAACAAGGAGACAACACGAAGAAUAUCCCGGUUAUCGUGGGUCAGCAGCAGAUGCCUUUAAACAACAUAUCGAAAUUUCAUAUCUCUACUGCUUCUUCGAAUCGGUGUCUGCUGUUGGGGUGUAAAGACGGUGUUCAGGAAAAAAGGAAACGGGCGGCUUGCAAACCAUCCCCAAGUACACCCUCUCCUGUCGCGUCAUUUGCCAAAUCUGAUGAGCAGGUGCCAGAUGUGGAAGACAGUUCAGCGAUACCGAUCAGUACUUUACUUGAAAAACGGAGCGUGUCUAAAGCCACAGGAGGUUCUGCAUUUGGUCGCGAAGUGUCUUUUUCAGAAAUAAAUAACUGUUCUGUGGUGCCUAAGUGUGAAGAUGCACUUCAGCUGGAAGAUAAAUUGAGUGUCGGAGAGAGAAACCUUCUCGUGGUGACAGAAACACCGCCAUCUACGCCUUUAGUACCUUCUCAGGCAAGCUCGGAGUGGAGUUUAAGGACGUUAACAAAAAAGCUGAAAGGGGAAUUAGCGAAGGAGUUUGCACCUGCUACACCCCCUUCGACUCCUUACGUACCAGAAACAGAUGGAAUAUACACUCCGGAAUGUGAACACUUAGAAAAGGAAGAGUUUAUGCUGAAAUUAAUGCGGUCUCUUUCUGAAGAAGUGGAAAACAAGGAAGUUGAAGAAGAAUCUGCCACACUGAUAGAGCAAAUUCAACCAUCGGGACCGACAAUAGAUUAUGCUGAUCAUCUGGCAACUUGUAUCAUCUCUAUGGCAACCGAACAGGCCUCUUCACGUUUGCAAGAUAAAGCUACUCUGAAGAAUGGAUACUUUCAAGUGAGCACGGAAGACAAAAGACGGGGGUAUUCCACGCUUGUUAACCUUCCAGAAAAAAACACGCACUCUUUGUGGAUUUACGCUGGUGAAAUGGCUGGAAGAGUCCUCCGAGAAGCCAAGAAAAGGGUCAACUCAAGGCAGUGUAAACUUCUGAGGCUCAGUCAAGUUAAUUACGAGGGCGAUUGCUUUCAUCUGAAAAGAAGUUAUCACGAAUGUUGGUCGAAGGACAGAAGACAAAAGUCACGUGGUAGAGAACCGGAUGGUUCUGUUCUUCCUGUACCCCUGAAUUCGGAAGCUUUGGGUCUUAACUCCAAGUAUCCGAGCUGCGAAAGUGUGACGGAUGAAUACACUGAUCACAUCAUUCGGAUUUUGAAACAGGAAGGGGGACACGGUGACCUCAUCAUGGACAAUUUUGCAAGCAGGCUCGCUUACAAAUCGGUGCGAUCUGGAAUACAGCAAGCCGCCAGGAAACUCCGAGUGAAGUACAGUAGAAAGGUCACUCCCGAAAAGAGCUUCAGGCUAAACGGUAAGCUUGAAGUUGAGGCAGCAAACCAGGAUGUAGAUCUAAAGAAUCAGAAGAACAGUAUGAUGCUUCAUCUUGCCAAGCAGCCUUGUAGGAGCCGGUGUCCCUUACAUGGAGCUGAAAGUUCAAAGUUGCUGGAUUUUUCGGAAUCUCUCGCUUGUCGGAUCACAUCGGAUGCCAGAAGGACAUUCACGUCCACGACGAGUUUACCCAAAUCUUUGACGGAUUCUUGUUUGUACCAACCAUCCCGAGACGAUAAAGUGACAGAUUUCAAAGCAACGUGGACUCAAAGACUGCCUUCUUCACGUUGCAGGCAGAAACUGUAUCACAGCACUGAGAGUUUGAGGGACUCUACCUAUCAAGAGAAUGUUUUGCAAGCCCUAGAUCAAUACGCAAAGAAGAUAGUAGACGACACUUUAGAAGUGAGUUUAGAAUCAGCUACUCGGCAAGCUCCCGAAGGCUGGACAAAAGGAGAGAGAUUAACCUGGGACAAAAAAAUGACUCCAUUUUCUAUAGCUGCCUGCAAACACUGCAGUCUGAAAGAACGCCACUCCUGCACGGGAGGUUCGUCUCUGCAGCUAGCUGGACAAGAACUUCCUUCUAACGUUCGAUACGCUUCAGACGGGAGUGUAAACAUCACCUUGCCUAAGUCUCACGUGCUUCAUUUGGACAUUCCCCAAAUUCACGUCAAUCUGGACGAGAAGGUCAUAUUUGCUGAAAACCUGGCCCCUGUCACUUUGGACCGAGCAAGGAGGCAGCUGAGCAACACUAGUUUGACAGCCGAUAGCGGAAUCAGUCAAGAUGGAAUCAGCUUUGCCGAAAGUCUAACCACAGAAAUUAUGACUUCUUGCAUGACAAAUAUUGCUCCCGCCAUCAAUAUAAGCGCCAUGGAAACAGAGGGAGUGAAUUCUGCUGAAUCCGUGGUCAGCCAGCAUACUGGAGAUGACAGCACCGGCAGCUGGUCCAACCUGAGUUUUGAUGAGGAACAUCCAGAUGAGAGCAGCAGUUUUCUCCACCUCAGCGAUAGUAAUGGUAACAGCAGUAGCUGGAGCAGUCUUGGUUUAGAAGGAGAUUUGUCCUUUCCAACAUCAGACAGUGAUGGAACAGAAGACAAAGAGGAAGAGCUUAAAGAUUCCACAGAAGAGGGAGGGAGAGAGGGAGGGAGGGAGGGAGAAGGGNGGCUUAGUGCUUCCGAAGCAGGUGUGGCCGAGCUGCGUUUCCAUGACGACACGCCGGGAGAGUUUGUCCUCCUUUCAAAGACAUUGCAGGAGAAAGGCUGGCGAGUGGGAGACCUCUUCCAGGCAGUUCUGAAAUAUUGCGAAGCCAUGGAGAAGUCUGCCGAUGGGGACGGAGCCCCGGAAAGCAAAACACUCUUUGUGUGGCUUCGGGAGCGUGUCUGAAUGGCCGGGAAAGUUUCUGCUCGCUU
Molecule: messenger RNA, 5779 nt
Organism: Protobothrops mucrosquamatus (brown spotted pit viper)
Lineage: Eukaryota; Metazoa; Chordata; Lepidosauria; Squamata; Viperidae
Gene: AKAP11
Product: A-kinase anchoring protein 11
Exons: 11
Coding region: 36-5753 (1905 amino acids)
Biological process (GO): intracellular protein localization
Cellular component (GO): cytoplasm
Molecular function (GO): protein kinase A binding
Source: RefSeq, a predicted model, not a curated record